AUGAUCGAGGGGAAUUCCAAGUGCCGUCCAUUGGUGCCGUCCAUUGGCACCGUCCAGGUCACGCUGCUCGACCCGGAUCUCGUCUCAAAAUUCACUAAAAAUGCAAAUCGCCUCCAAAAAGCCAACACCACCUCUUUUACUCUAGAUAAUGUCGAUGAUGAUGCGAGAGAUGGUCUCCGCGAUGUGUUUUCGUUCGGCUUCCCAGUUUGGACGAGUGGUCACGUUCAUGGGCCGUUGGGGUGGACGUGGCCCUCGCAG
Molecule: messenger RNA, 258 nt
Organism: Acaulospora colombiana
Lineage: Eukaryota; Fungi; Glomeromycota; Glomeromycetes; Diversisporales; Acaulosporaceae
Source: the annotation of a GenBank genome assembly